GCUGAGUCACCUGACCAAGACCCUGUCGUUACAAUGGCGGCGCCCAUGCUGCGCUGGGUCGGCCGUGGAAGACUUUGGACUUUCGCCCGGGUUGACGGCGGUUCUUGCCACCGAAGAGGGGCUCCGACUGGGUCCACAUCCAACCGGAUUAGGGGACAGAGCUCAGUGGCUCAGCAGCCCCUCUACACGACCCAGAAGCCGAGGAAAGGUGAACACAAAUGGGCUGCUGUGGUAGGUUUGGAAAUUCAUGCCCAGAUUUCCUCCAACUCUAAACUCUUCUCUGGAUCUCAAGUUCGCUUUUCAGCACCUCCAAAUUCUUUGGUUUCUUUUUUUGAUGCAUCUCUACCUGGAACUUUGCCGGUUCUCAACAGGAGGUGUGUAGAAGCGGCGGUGAUGACAGGCCUGGCUCUGAACUGCCACAUAAACAAGAAGUCCUUGUUUGACAGGAAGCACUACUUCUAUGCAGACCUCCCUGCAGGCUACCAAAUUACCCAGCAGAGGCUCCCAAUUGCUGUGAAUGGGAGCUUGACAUACGGCGUCUGUGCAGGGAAGAAGCAGAGUCAGGUGAUCCCCAAGACGGUGAGGAUCAAGCAGAUCCAGUUGGAGCAAGACAGUGGCAAAAGCCUCCACGACGACCUGAGGUCGCAGACGCUCAUUGAUUUGAACAGGGCAGGCGUGGGCCUUCUGGAGGUGGUCCUGGAGCCCGACUUGUCCUGUGGAGAAGAGGCGGCAGCAGCUGUCAGGGAGCUGCAGCUGAUCCUUCAAGCCCUGGGGACCAGCCAGGCGAACAUGGCAGAGGGCCAGUUGAGAGUGGAUGCCAAUAUAUCCGUGCAUCACCCUGGGGAGCCUUUGGGCGUUCGAACAGAAGUGAAGAAUCUCAACAGCAUCAGGUUCCUGGCCAAAGCCAUAGACUAUGAAAUUCAGAGGCAAAUCGAUGAACUUGAGAAUGGAGGUGAAAUUCUGAAUGAAACACGCUCAUUUCAUCACCAGCUGGGGUGCACCAUGUCAAUGAGAGACAAAGAAGGAAAACAGGACUACAGGUUCAUGCCAGAACCCAACCUGCCUCCCCUGGUGCUCUACGAUGCCACAUCUCUGCCGGCAGGUGCAGACCCACAGCAAGUGAUCAAUAUUGACCAGAUUCGGGAGACACUCCCGGAGCUCCCCAGAGUGACCCGAGAAAGGCUCGUCCAACAGUAUGGGAUGCUGCUGGAACACAGUUUCACUUUGCUGAACGAAGUCGGCCUACUGGAGUUCUUCCAAAAUGUGAUAAAAGAAACUAGGGCAGAGCCAAAAAAGGUGACUAGUUGGGUCCUCAACACUUUUCUGGGCUAUUUAAAGCAACAGAACCUCGCUGUCAGUGAGAGUCCUGUCACACCCUCUGCACUCGCUGAGCUUCUUGACCUGCUGGACAGCAGAACGAUUUCUUCAGCAGCAGCUAAACAGGUGUUUGAGGAACUGUGGAAGGGGGAAGGCAAGACUCCAGGGCAGAUUGUUUCAGAAAAGCAGCUUGAACUGAUGGAGGACCGGGGGUCACUGGAGCAGCUCUGCCACUCCGUGAUGGAGGCCCAUCCUCAAGUGGUGACUAUCUCGGGCAGGGGAGAGGGCCAGAGCCACCUGCAGAGCCAGCCCCAGGACACGCCCAAGAGCCUCGCCAUCACUCUCUGUGGCAGCCCAGAGGCUCUUCCUAAGAAUGACUGGCCCAGUUUCAUCUACAAUUCCCUCAUUGUCAUCUUUUUAGUUAAGGUAAUGGAUUUGAAGGAGGGAAACCCCAGAGCUAUAAAUAAACUGAUUGGGUUGGUCCGGAAAGCGACACAAAGCCGAGCAGAUCCAGCCAUGAUAAAGGAGAUCCUGGAGAAGAAGCUGUCUUCGUGAGAUGUUUGGGGUCCCCAUGCCCAAGGGAGAACAGUGCAGCCUGACUGGGAGCAGGAUCCUGUGAAAGCUGACGCCCAUGUGCCCUGAGAGCUGCCUCUCAAUCCCUGUCCCGAGCCACAGCUAUGGCGUUAUGUGUCACCAGUGUUCUCACCCUCUAGGCCCUGUGCCUGGAGGUGCCUCCACAGCCAACCAGCAGCCACCCGGCCUGCUUCAUCCACAUCAGGAGGGUCCGGUGCUGGCUGUAGCAGUGGUUAAGGAGUAACACCUUCUUGUAUUAAGGAAUUUUAAACUAAAUAAAAUGUUAUGUUACAGAUACUGUUA
Rhinopithecus roxellana (golden snub-nosed monkey) is the source of this 2193-nucleotide messenger RNA. It is a transcript of the gene GATB, whose product is annotated as glutamyl-tRNA amidotransferase subunit B. Gene Ontology annotation, molecular function: glutaminyl-tRNA synthase (glutamine-hydrolyzing) activity. The record is from RefSeq and is a predicted model, not a curated record. Lineage: Eukaryota; Metazoa; Chordata; Mammalia; Primates; Cercopithecidae. Gene Ontology annotation, biological process: glutaminyl-tRNAGln biosynthesis via transamidation; mitochondrial translation.